Theobroma cacao (cacao) is the source of this 1957-nucleotide messenger RNA. RefSeq names its product F-box protein SKIP22-like. Gene Ontology annotation, molecular function: protein binding. The record is from RefSeq and is a predicted model, not a curated record. NCBI's taxonomy places the organism in Eukaryota, Viridiplantae, Streptophyta, Magnoliopsida, Malvales, Malvaceae.
GACAUUCAUUUUAGAUGUGCCAUUCGGUCUCUCCACUGUGGUGACAGUCUUACGCGCCUACGUUUCUUAACAACCAAGAAAAAGAAUCCCCUUCUUCUUUUUCAUGAUCAAUAGCAUUUGAGCAGUAUUUGAUUGUUUAUUGUUUUGGAGUGCAAAGAUGAAACUGAGACUGAGAAAUUAUGAAUCAAAGGAAACCCUGAGAAUCCAAGUUCCGUCUCCGUGUUCUUUCCUCCAACUUCAGGAAACCCUCUCCCUCUCCCUCCCUACCCCUCAACCUUCGCCGCCAUCUUCUCUCCGUUUUUCCCUCAACGCCAAGGACCUGCUCCACGCGCCAUCCCCUCACGCUUCCCUCCAAUCCAUCGGUGUCUCAUCGGGUGACCUUAUCUAUUUCUCCCUUAACCCUAUGGUUUUUUCUCCCAUUUCUUCUAAUCAAGACCUUCAAACAGCUACCCUUGUUGAAGAAACGAAUGAGAUUCCAGAAUCCAGCACCAAUCAAGAGGCCUCAGUUCAAGAAUUGCCUCAAUUACAAGAGCCCAUGUCAACAGAGCCCCAAGUUUCUCAAGAAACUGAAAAAACCGAAGGAACAGAAUAUAUGGAUAUCGAUGCCUUUGCGGUUAGCGAAAGGUUCUCUGAGCCCUAUUUCUUGAGGAAGGUUUUAAAGGAAGAGCUUGCUGAUGAUGGUAGCAAUCACAAGCUCUUGGCGAUUGCAGUCCACGCGGUUUUACUGGAAUCAGGCUUUGUCGGGUUUGAUCCCGUUUCAGGACUGCAAAUUGAUGGGUUCCAUUUUCCAGAUGAGUGGCCUUCACCUGUCUCAAUUUGUUAUUCCCUACCUGAACUUUGGAUCAAUGAUGAUAAUUCUGGUUCUAAUUUGACUGAUUAUGCUGUUUUAAAGUUUCAAACUUUAGGCCAUUUUGUUCAGGUUUAUGGGUCUUUGGUUAAGGGGGGUUCAGGGUUAUAUAAAUUGUCUUUGGAUGAAUAUAGGUUUGCACCAACUUUGGAUUUAGUGUGGGCAAAUUUUGAUAAGAAUGAUAGUACGAAUGAUAAUAAUAAUAAUAAUUCAUAUCCUGAAAAUGAAGUUUUUGAGUUUUGGAAGAUUGUUAAGGAUGGGCUUGCAUUGCCAUUGUUGAUAGAUCUUUCGUAUAGGACUGGUUUGUCUCUUCCAGCUUGUUUGAUGCGUCUACCAACAGAGUUAAAGCUUAGGAUUCUGGAGUCCUUGCCUGGUGCUGAUAUUGCGAGAAUGGGGUGUGUGUGCUCAGAGAUGCAAUAUCUGGCUUCGAACAAUGAUCUGUGGAAGCAGAAAUUCAGAGAGGAGUUUGGAGAUUGCCCAGGAACAAUGGAAAUAGGGAAUUGGAAAGAGAUGUUUCAUUCUUGUUGGGAGAGUAGGAAGAAGCCAAAGCGGGCAAUUCCCAGGUGGCGAGGGUUUCGUCGUGUUGUUAGGCCAUUUUACUUCCCAAUUAGGAGAGAUCCUAAUCCGUUUUUGGCUCCUGUGAUGAUUGGUGGUGAUUAUGACCGCUUGCCAGGGCUUGUUUUGGCUCCUCCUGUUUAUGUCCCGCCUGGUCUACGAUUUCCUCGAUUUCAAGGGAGACGGAAUUUUGGACUUCAUUGUAAUCUUGGAGAAGGGCAAAAUAAUUCAUAGUUGCUGGUGACUGCUUCACUUGAUUCUGGUAGAGAUGCUGUUUUAGGUUUAUUAGAAAGAUCAUACAUGUUUAUGUAUAUAUAAGCAAGUCUUUUGCUAGAGGGGAAGAGCAAAAUGAUAAUAUGCAGUCUCUUAAGUUGCUUUUGAUGCUUGUAAGUGCCAUGAUUGAUUGCCAAUUGCUUUGUUGGUGAUGACUAUGGCCAUCUUUUUUUCUAAUAAUGGACGUUUAUGCUCUUGUAAAUUUGUAUGUACAAAUUGGUUUAGCACUCUAGCUGGUGGCUUGGUAUUUAUGUUAACGUUGUUGUCACUGUUAUUAUUUUU